Molecule: messenger RNA, 616 nt
Organism: Bombus huntii
Lineage: Eukaryota; Metazoa; Arthropoda; Insecta; Hymenoptera; Apidae
Gene: Rps14
Product: 40S ribosomal protein S14a
Exons: 4
Coding region: 107-562 (151 amino acids)
Biological process (GO): maturation of SSU-rRNA from tricistronic rRNA transcript (SSU-rRNA, 5.8S rRNA, LSU-rRNA); translation; ribosomal small subunit assembly
Cellular component (GO): cytosolic small ribosomal subunit; ribosome
Molecular function (GO): small ribosomal subunit rRNA binding; structural constituent of ribosome; mRNA 5'-UTR binding
Source: RefSeq, a predicted model, not a curated record
AACGUUGGUCGUGUUAGACAAGCGAAUUUUAGUAAGUUCAAUUUAAAGGUAUUUUUCCCCGAAAACUUGUCGCUCUUCAAAAAAUAACGUCUUAAAUAUAUCAAAAAUGCCACCAAAAAGAGGAAAAAUACAAAAGGAAGAGGUCCAAGUAUCUCUUGGACCACAACUUCGUGAAGGUGAAGUUGUUUUCGGCGUUGCUCACAUUUUUGCGAGCUUUAACGAUACUUUCGUUCAUGUAACCGAUCUUUCUGGAAGGGAAACUAUUGCAAGAGUUACUGGUGGAAUGAAAGUUAAAGCAGAUCGUGAUGAAGCUUCUCCAUACGCUGCUAUGCUUGCUGCUCAGGAUGUAGCAGAGAAAUGCAAAUCCCUUGGGAUUACAGCACUUCACAUUAAAUUGAGAGCAACUGGAGGUAACAAAACGAAAACCCCUGGUCCAGGUGCACAAUCUGCCUUGCGUGCACUUGCACGUUCUAGUAUGAAAAUUGGCAGAAUUGAGGACGUCACGCCAAUUCCAUCUGACUCUACACGUAGAAAGGGUGGUCGUCGCGGAAGAAGAUUAUAAAUUAUGUUUCUAUGUGUGGUUGAUUGACUUUCAAAAAUAAAAAUUUAAAAAAUG